UCGCAAUCGAGGUGAGAUCGCAAGCGUCGCAGUUUCUAUACGUAGCGCAAUUGUAGCAAAACCAACAUGUAUGGAUUUGACCAAGGUGUUUUAAAUAGAGAGUUGGCUUCACAUAGAACAACACCUCAAUCGGAUUUUUUAAAAAAAAGUUAAGAAUGUAACAGUCACGUUCAAUGUUUAUGUUUACAUCGGGGACGCUAUUUUCGAAGCUAUUUUCGCUUUUCCGUGGUAUUACGAAUGUAAAAGUUCACGAAAAGUGGCACGAAAGUUAAAGUUUAUACAAGAAUUCCCAAUGUUCUUUCUAGUGUUUUAAAAUGGUAUCGGUGAUAUCGAGCUGUAGUUCUUGCCACCUGUCCCAGAACCAGAGCUAGCUAAAGGAUUCGGCAAACCGGUUGCAGCACUUGCGGCAGCUGCGUCACUUUCGGCAGUUGCGUACGACAUUUCGGCUUGUCAAACACGAGAUCGAAUAUGAGCGUUCAAAAGUGCAGCACGAGCGGCAACUGCGCCAUUGCCUGAACGUUUCUGGACCCUACCCCAUUGCAGAUAGGUAUGCAGCCGGGUCUCUUACAGCUUAAGAGACCCGCUGGCAGAUCAAUUUUGGGUCUCUUAAGCAUUAAGAGAUCAGGUUGCAUACAUUUUGGGAAUAGGGUACUCACUCACUGUAAAACACAACGAGGUCGCUCGUUUGAUCCUAAAUAGAGAAAUCAAGUAUUUAAACAUUCCAAAAUGAGUGAAAGCAGAUAUUUUGCCUGCUAAAAUCAUUAAACUUGUCCGUGUCUUCUUUUUCUUAAAACGCACGCUACUUUGUUGAUCGGCCCUACUGUCAAAAAAUUAGUAUUAUGGCUUGUCAAAGCGUCUUUGACGCCACCUUUCUAUUCAAAACACCUGUGUCUAGUUUCUACCGGUACAUGGUGGUGGUUAUCGAUCUGUUUGAUGUGAAUGUUGGCAGCGCAGUGGGUAGGUAAAACACUAUCGACCGGAUACGUUCGAUUGCAAGUACUGGCAACAUCAAUAACACUCAAAGGAAACAUUACAUUUCUGUUUACUUUUCGUCGUUCUUCGUCGUCGGUGUCACCAUGGUAGUUGCCCUCUCGCUCGUCGUACUGAUCUAGUGCAGAUAAUCUGAAUAUGUGUUAUGAACCAGCCGAUCAUGAGCUCCAUGGGUGAUUGUUGCUAUCAGCUGCAGGAUGCCGUCCUCAUGCCUGAGCCAGAGCUACAACAACGACUGGAGAGUGCCUGGACGGAACGACACGCGGCAGGUAUCGGGUUUCGGUACAGGCUGAAUAUAGAAAAACAGCGCAUUGUUCCAGGACAUUUUCAAUUCUUGCUACAACUGAAUCGUGACCGCCUGACACAACGUCGCCAGCCACAACAGAUAUCCCUGGAUGCCCCCUUCGAUGAGUCCAUAUUUAAUUUCACUAAAGUCCACAACGAUGAGGUACUGCUCGAGCUGCAGCCAGCGUCAGAGGACAUAGGACAUUGUGAACUUCUACGUCGUGUUCCGGUGACGUUGCUUAUCAACAAUAGUCCUCUGUCAAUUUAUCACUCGCUGGUCGUACCGGAACGGCACAAGUGCUGUCCUCAGCGGCUAACACCAGGUGCCAUACGGAUGGCUUUGGAACUAUUGUACCGGCUUCCCGAUCGACGGUACCGACUUAGUUACAACAGUCCCGGGGCGCUUGCCUCCGUGAAUCACCAGCAUCUACAUCUAGUGCGUGUUGAUCACGAGCUCUAUGUACAGCGUGCGCCUCUGAUUCCGGUUGGUAACGAUGAUCGAUUGACUCGCCUGACGGACGAUUCGCCGGUGCAGGGCUAUUGUUACGAGUUGUACAAUGCUCAGCGUGACCUGGAGCCCGUUUGUCGUGGUUUACAUGAGCUGGUCAAUCUGCUGGCACGGCGACAAAUGCCUUAUAAUCUAUUUUUUACAUGGACGGAGCCAACAAAACCGGCAGCAGGCACGGUUCGAGUGCUGGUGUAUCCCCGGUUGACACCAUGCGUCAACAAAAGUGCCUGUUCUUUCAAUGCGGCCGCACUCGAGAUGAGUGGUUAUGUCUCAGUUGGUGAUGCGGCUGAUUAUGAGCAGUUAGACGAAGGUAAAAUAAGGGUAGCACUUCAGGAAGCACAAGGCGAUGUGUACGGUGCGUUGCAACCGGAGUUUGCGAGUAACUCAGAGUUUACCAUCGCAAAGAGUUUAUCCGCAUAAACUGGCGCAACUGCAUGGCAUGGCAUACUUCAGCUAGCUGCAGAUUUAGAUGUAUUUUGGCGCAGGACCCUAUGUAUUAGAAAGCCAGGAUUUUUCAACUAGUCGUAUACAAAAAUCAACGACUACGAACGGCUACGGCUGCAUUUUUUGUUAAACAUAAUAUAAGAUUAUAUGAAAUAACAACCAAAUUACAU
Anopheles darlingi is the source of this 2397-nucleotide messenger RNA. RefSeq names its product GDP-D-glucose phosphorylase 1. Gene Ontology annotation, molecular function: GDP-D-glucose phosphorylase activity. Gene Ontology annotation, biological process: glucose metabolic process. The coding region runs from base 1136 to 2203 and encodes 355 amino acids. The record is from RefSeq and is a predicted model, not a curated record. Gene Ontology annotation, cellular component: cytoplasm. The transcript has 4 exons. NCBI's taxonomy places the organism in Eukaryota, Metazoa, Arthropoda, Insecta, Diptera, Culicidae.